Messenger RNA from Camellia sinensis, 1906 nucleotides. Lineage: Eukaryota; Viridiplantae; Streptophyta; Magnoliopsida; Ericales; Theaceae. The record is from RefSeq and is a predicted model, not a curated record.
AGUCCUUACCCAUUGGAGGGAAACAAAUCCAUGCCCUUGUCAUAAACCUUGGCUUUGAACCCAUCAUUCAUCUCCAAACCUCACUCAUUAUCUAGUAUUCUGGUGUGGGAGAUAUUAGCAAUGCACACCACGUGUUUGAUGAAAUACCCAUUAAAAAUGUUGUCUGUUGGACUGCUUUGAUUUCUGGGUAUGUUGAUAACCAGAAACCCAACAAAGCUCUUCAACUGUUUAGGAAAAUGCAGAUGGGUAAUGUAGAGCCGGAUCGAGUAACAUUGACUGUUGCUUUCUCUGCUUGUGUCGAUGUUGGAGCUUUGGAUAUGGGAGAAUGGAUUCACGCUUAUGUUCGUAGAAAAAAAGAACUCGAUAUUGACUUGUGCCUAAACAAUGCUCUCAUAAACAUGUAUGCAAAAUGCAGGGACAUUGAAAUUGCUAGGAGGUUGUUGAUAGCGCGAGGAAAAAAGACGUCACGACUUGGACAUCCAUGAUUGUGGGGCAUGCAUUGCACGGGGAAGCUGAGGAAGCACUGAAACUUUUUGCAUCCAUGAAAAAGGAAAACAGAAGUGGGAAAAAGAAGAAUUGUGAUCCCAGGAAUGGUUUAAUCCUCCCAAACGACGUUACUUUCAUUGGAGUUCUAAUGGCUUGUAGCCACGGAGGGAUGGUGGAAGAAGGGAAGAGGCAUUUCCAAAGCAUGAUUGAGGAUUAUGGUUUAAAACCUAGGCUUUCUCACUUUGGUUGUAUGGUAGAUCUUUUAUGCAGAGCUGGGCAAUUAAAAGAAGCUUAUGAGUUUAUUCUAGGUAUGCCUGUCAAGCCAAAUGCAGUGGUGUGGCGGACUUUGCUAGGUUCUUGUGGUGUUCGGGGCAACAUUGAUUUGGCUGCAAAGGCUCGUGCACGACUACUUGAAUUGGAGGCUAGUCAUAUUGGUGACAAUGUCAUUAUGUCUAAUAUCUAUGCUGCCAAAGGUAUGUGGGAUGAGAAGAUAAUUGUUAGAGCUGUGAUGAUGCAACGUAGGGCUCCCGGUUGCAGUUCAAUAGAAGUUGGAGGUGAAAUUAAUGAGUUUCACUGCUGAUGAUGAGCAUUAUAUGAAAACAGAAAUUUACGAGGUUCUUGAAUACUUGAUUAAAACAAUAAGUGAUCAUGGUUAUGCUCCUGGUCUGUCGAGCCCAGCAGAGUACUGAUGUAUGGAAGAGUAUUGGUGAAUAUUGAAAGUCAAUGCCAGUUGGUUGGUUCUAUAUCUCUAUCAAAUUUAUCAUUAAAUAAUCAAUUAAAAUUGCUCUUUAUGAUCCCCUGAAUUUUCAGGUACACAUUUUUAUAAUUUAGUAAGAUUUUUAAGUGAUAUAACUUACGACAUAUUGACGUUGAUUUGGAAGUUUAAAAUUAAAGCUAUAAAACAUUUUUCAUUUCAAAAUUUCAAACUAGUAAGACAUGCUUUAAAUUUUUAUGACUCUUAUGAUGGAAUACCACUUUCUUAAAAGUGUUGUAUGUUUGUGGGGUCUAUUGUUGAUAUUUAUCCGACAACUAUAGGUUUGGCGCAAGUGUUGAUUUCUCUUUGAAUAUUUCCUUCGAAUUGUAAUGAGUCUUCUAUUAGAAAAUAGAGAAAUUUCACUGUUUGAAAAUAGUAAAUUUAUAUAUUUUAGAGUAGGGUGUUAAUUUUGUAAUUUUGGAGCAUUUAAUUUGAAAAUUUUAGGUAUCUAAAUUUUGCAAUCACCGCAAGUGAAAUUUUACAAUGUAUGGUGUUUUUCAGCCCUCAAAUAUGUUAUUUUUAGCUCCUAAAUUUGAAAUUAAUGACCUAUUUUUUUUUGCAAUUAGGCAACAGUCUUGCAUUUUUUACCUUGAAUUGAAAAUAUUGAAAUUUCACCGUCUUUCGAUAACAAUGAAAUUUCAUUGUUUAAUAACAAUAGAGAUAGUG